This is a messenger RNA of Necator americanus (New World hookworm), 258 nucleotides long. RefSeq lists its product as uncharacterized. The record is from RefSeq and is a predicted model, not a curated record. The transcript has a single exon. The coding region runs from base 1 to 258 and encodes 85 amino acids. Lineage: Eukaryota; Metazoa; Nematoda; Chromadorea; Rhabditida; Ancylostomatidae.
AUGGAGUUGGAUUUGGACUUGCUGCGGAGACAGCUGGAAGCCGAUCCGUAUCAAACCACUCGCGAACUGACAGUCGCUCUUGGGGCAAGUCGAACCACAGUUGUUCGCGAAUUGAAGUCAAUCGGCAAGGUGCGAAAACUAGGUCGAUGGGUACCACAGUAUGAGAUGGACUGCCGCGCUGAUGCGGCACGUUCUCUCCUCACGCUCAAGUGCACCCUCACGUGGCUUGAGCACUUAGUCACCGAGAAUGAGAAGUAG